CGGAAAAAUUUCUAAUCUUUAUAUUGAAACCUUUAUAUUGAAAGUUUGCGAGGGACUCGGCUCGGAGAUCUCGAGAGAGCAAGACGUGUGCAACUCCGCGAGUUUUUGAUAAUCCGAACUCUUAUAUUCGUGAACAACCUCCUUCUUGUAUAAGAAGAGCUUUUCCGCUAUUGUCUCUUGCGGUGUGUUCUACUUUCUUUUCGCCGCUCAUUGAUUGAUUGUCUGGAUCGCUGCUAUACGGCGACAUAUAAUUUUGCGCAGUUUUAAUAUUUGUAGGCUAGUUUUUCAUUUCUCAGAAGAGCAAUGUCGUCUUUGAAAUUCAAAUGUGGAUAUUGUGGCUGGCUUGUUUGGAGCGAUGAAGAUGGAAAAAUCACACAUAGCUGCUUUGCAAACUGUGAAGAAAUAGUAAUGGACAAAGAUCGAAAUCUCUUUAGAAAUGAUUCUUUGGGAGCACAUUCGCGUGUGACAAAUGAAAGCAGCAUUGCCUGUAUUGAAGAAGGUAUUGAAAAAGAAAAUAUUCCUGAAAAUUUUGAAAAACAGACUGACCGCGAUAUAGAUGAAGAUUUAAUAAGUGCGGUAAAAGGGAGACCAGCUUUAUAUGACUAUCGCAUUUCAGUGAAAGAGCGAGGGAGGAAGCAAAAGGAUUGUUUAUGGCAAGAAAUUAGUGAAUACUUGAAUGGUUUUUAUACCGCUACUGAAGCUGAAAAACGAUGGACCUGUCUGAAAGAUUGUUAUCGAAAAUCAAGAAAUAUAUUUAAAAAAAAACAAAGCGUUGCGCAAAAGAGUGGUGCAGCUGGUAUACCAAAGAACUAUGAAAUAAAACCAUCUUUUCGUUAUUACGAUUUAAUGGCCUUUUUAACUGAUACAUUAGAAUAUCGAGAAACCGUAACAUCCUUACAAAAAUCAUGUAAGGAGCCACAAGCUUCCAGUUCAAAUAGCAAUAUUCCUUGCAGUUCAAAUAGUAACAGUAUUGCUUCUACAUCAACAACAAGCGACAAUUUCAAUAAUAUUCUUUCUCCUGUCACUAAUAAUAAUACGUCUACAUCGCUGUCUCCAGUUUCUCCGAUAUCAACAAAAUCAAAAAAGAGGAAAAAGAUUGAUUUAGACGAUUACGAACAAGCUCUUCUUAAUUCCUUAACACAAAAUACAGAAGCAAAUCCUAUAGAUGGAUUUGUGUUACGUUUGGCAGAAGGCUUACGUAGAUUAUCUUACAAAUCACGAUCAAAAUUAGAAAUAGAAUUCUUAUCAAGACUAUAUGAAGUAGAAGAGGAAAAUGAGAAAUAA
Molecule: messenger RNA, 1284 nt
Organism: Camponotus floridanus (Florida carpenter ant)
Lineage: Eukaryota; Metazoa; Arthropoda; Insecta; Hymenoptera; Formicidae
Exons: 6
Coding region: 304-1284 (326 amino acids)
Biological process (GO): regulation of transcription by RNA polymerase II
Cellular component (GO): nucleus; transcription regulator complex
Source: RefSeq, a predicted model, not a curated record